AGCUUUGCGCCCAGCCCCGUGGUUGCUGCAGAAUUACCUCCUCAUUCUGACAUCCUCGCCGUCUGCGUUGUUGAUGAGACCAGCAGGGAUAACAGCUGCUAUUAUUAUUCAACCUUGGAGGGCAGGGGCCAGUGGCGUUCCUGACAUCCCUAUUAAUGAUUGCGCGAUGAUGCUCACAGGUCCUGGUGGCAGCGGAACCUGUGGGCAGAAUCGCCAGGUCGGGAUCUCGGAGACAGAAACGGCUUCGUUUGUGAGGGAGAUGAAGCAGUUUCCAUCCUCAUUGGACGACGAAACCGACCGACCCUUAGAAGGAGGUGAUGUGGAUGUAAAUGCGACGUUGAUGAUUUUUUCGAAUGAUUCAAAGAUGAAUACUUGGUUGGGGUUCAAAUCUGAGGAGGCCUUGUUCCUGAGAGGUAAUGGGUGGGAUGAUAUGAAUAUUCGAGAGAGCGUGGUUGCUGCAUUGGAUCUGGCAGAGGAGCAACUCAGGUGUCAAACGGUCUAUCUGUGCCUAGAAAAGAGCAAUCCUCAUCUUGCAAAAUUGGUCCGCACGUUGAUGUACGCUGGAUUUGAAGUGGUUCAUCCUGGUGUUCUUUCUCAUGCGGACCCCAAGUAUCUGGUGCUUGGCAUGGGGCUAUAACAAGACACUUCAUCGUGCUCGUCUUUUGUCUUUUUGUCUUUUUGCUUCAUUCUCAGUUUUGAUUGUAUAUUUGUUUCGUGUAUAUUUUUAUGAGGUCCCUGUAGAUGCAUUCUUCACGUUGCUUCUGGGAUUGUGCUUUCUAAAAAGUGCGUUGUGUAUUUCUUUCAAGCCUUUUUUUUUUUUUUCUGCCGAU
Gamsiella multidivaricata is the source of this 830-nucleotide messenger RNA. RefSeq names its product ornithine decarboxylase antizyme-domain-containing protein. The record is from RefSeq and is a predicted model, not a curated record. Gene Ontology annotation, cellular component: cytoplasm; nucleus. Gene Ontology annotation, molecular function: ornithine decarboxylase inhibitor activity. The coding region runs from base 74 to 637 and encodes 187 amino acids. Gene Ontology annotation, biological process: positive regulation of protein catabolic process. The transcript has 4 exons. NCBI's taxonomy places the organism in Eukaryota, Fungi, Mortierellomycota, Mortierellomycetes, Mortierellales, Mortierellaceae.